AUGGUAAAAGCUACCGACCCAUCCAUGACAAGCCAACUCCAAGCUCUCCUUCUGCGGGACGGCAGUACCACUACCGGGCCUGACGCAACAAGAGACCGCGAAGUAUCCCGGGGCCGCAAACGCCGGCGCGACGACUUCGCCUCCCUCCCUCCUCGUUCGCUCCCAGCGAAAACCCAAACUCAACCAACACCGGUCCUCGGCAUGAUCAGCACCAGUGGCGGCCCAAGAACGAGACAUAAAUCCUCUUCCACCUCCACCUCCAACUUCCGCGGCCGCCCCCGCCACCGCUCAACCUCCGUAGCAACAACAUCGACGACGACGACAACAACAACAACCUGCGCCUCUCCCUUCGCCGCCCUGUCUCUCUCCGCACAGCCCUCCCGGUCGCACACCCCUUCCACCCCAACGACCAGCAAUGCCAUCAGCAGCACCGGUGCAAACAUGGUAGGAGGGGGCGAUGGAGUAGGGGUGAUGCGCUUCCUGCGGGCGCUGCAGCUGGAGAAGAAGAAUAAGCAGCGGCGUGUUGCGGUGGGGGCAGGGGCGGCAGAGGAAAAGGAGGGGAAGAGGGGACGGGCAAGGGACAGGGUUAGGAGCAGGAGCAGGAGUAGGAGCAGGAGGAGAAGCAGUUUAAGAAGGGGGAGGAGCAGGAAGAGGAGUCAGAGUCCGUCGCGCUCGAGGUCGCCGGUUUGUCUGGGUUUGGGGUUGAGACUGGGUUUGGAUUGGGUCUGUGAGGGGAUGGUUGCUGAGGAUAACGGCAGGGGAGCGGGUGGCGGUGUGGAUCGUGAUGGGCCUGGUGGAAUUGAGGUGCUUGUUGGGGGGAGUGGUAGACCACCGUCGUCGUCGGCGAGGUCUCCGGCCAUUGAUCCGGCGGGGAUUGGGCUGGCAAGGGCACCUGGGAUGGAUGUGGAUGGGGAUGGUGUGGGGGAGGAGUGA
Canariomyces notabilis is the source of this 933-nucleotide messenger RNA. RefSeq lists its product as uncharacterized. NCBI's taxonomy places the organism in Eukaryota, Fungi, Ascomycota, Sordariomycetes, Sordariales, Chaetomiaceae. Bases 1 to 933 code for a protein of 310 amino acids. The transcript is spliced from 3 exons. The record is from RefSeq and is a predicted model, not a curated record.